Messenger RNA from Salvia miltiorrhiza (redroot sage), 984 nucleotides. Its product is annotated as phosphoglycerate mutase-like protein AT74H. Gene Ontology annotation, molecular function: phosphatase activity. The record is from RefSeq and is a predicted model, not a curated record. The coding region runs from base 35 to 898 and encodes 287 amino acids. NCBI's taxonomy places the organism in Eukaryota, Viridiplantae, Streptophyta, Magnoliopsida, Lamiales, Lamiaceae. The transcript has 2 exons.
ACCUGAUCAUUCACCAAAACCCUACACACAAAAAAUGUCUACUACCGGAAACCUCAACACCUUCUCCGACCACCACCACCGCCACCGCCACCUCCCGCGGCGCAUCAUUCUGGUGCGCCACGGCGAGAGCGAGGUGAACGAGGACGAGGCGGUCCUCGAGUACGUCCCCAACUACAAGAUCAAGCUGAUCAAGAAGGGCAUCGGCCAAGCCCAGGCGGCGGGCCGGGAAAUCAAGGAGAUCGUCUCGGACAACGAGGGGUGGAAGGCGCUGUUCUACGUCUCGCCGUCGAGUAGGACGAGGGAGACCAUGGAGGAGAUCAUCUGCCGGGGUGGAACCUUCGAGAAGGAUCGGAUCGUGGGAGUUCGAGAAGAGUGCAGAUUGAGGGAGCAGCAUUUUGGGAAUUUUCAAGAUGUGGAGGAGAGGAGGAAGAUCAAGAGGAGCAGGAAUAGGUAUGGAAAGUUCUUCUACAGAGUUCCUAAUGGUGAAUCCAGUGCCGAUGUCUACGAUAGGGUUUCUACUUUUCUUGAAGGGCUAUGGAGGGACAUGGAAUCCAACAAGUUUAGCAAUGAAAUGAAUUUGAUAGUAGUCUCCCAUGGACUCACUAUUCUUCUAUUUCUGAUGAAAUGGUUCAAUUGGACUGUUGAUCAGUUUGAGGGCCUAACUAAUCCGACUAACUGCGAAUACCGAGUCCUAGAGCUCGGCCCCGAUGGCGAAUACAGCCUCGCUCUGCACCACCAGCUAGAUCAGCUCAAGAAAUGGGGAUUAUCUAACGAGAUGAUCGAGGAUCAAAUUAUUCGAGCUCGAGGUCUUGAUCACAAGUGUCUCGUGGGGCCCACAGACGAUUCAGCAUCGGACGACAGCCUUGGAGAUUAUUCCGACGAGAAGUUGAUGAAUUGAUAAGUCUAGUACUAAAAGUACUAGCUAGGGUUUGGUCUACUAAUUUGAUAUUGGUAUGAUUUAAUAAUAAUUGUUGUUAAUUGAUG